Messenger RNA from Eremothecium gossypii ATCC 10895, 390 nucleotides. It is a transcript of the gene GIM3, whose product is annotated as tubulin-binding prefolding complex subunit GIM3. The record is from RefSeq and is marked provisional. The transcript has 2 exons. Lineage: Eukaryota; Fungi; Ascomycota; Saccharomycetes; Saccharomycetales; Saccharomycetaceae. Gene Ontology annotation, biological process: protein folding. Bases 1 to 390 code for a protein of 129 amino acids. Gene Ontology annotation, cellular component: prefoldin complex; cytoplasm.
AUGGAAUUGCUACCCCAAGGCAAGCAGAACACGGUGCAGGUGCUGUACGAGGACCAGCAGCGCAUCAACGAGUUCUCGAAGCUCGUGAUGCGCAAGGACGCGCUGGAGGCCGAGCUGCGCAGCCAGCGGCAGGAAAAAGAGUACGUGGACGACGCGGCGCUGGAGAUCGAGCUCGUGGACGAGGACGCGGCGCUGCAGUACAAGAUCGGCGACGUGUUUGUGCUGAUGCGGCAGGAGGAGGUGGCCGCGCAGCUGGAGCGCGACCAGGCCGCGGCGGACGCGCGCAUCCGGCAGCUGGAGGAGGAGGAGGAGCACGUGGACGCGCGCAUGCGCGCGCUGAAGCAGGUGCUGUACGCAAAGUUCGGGGACAGUAUAAACCUCGAGCGCUGA